Molecule: messenger RNA, 3492 nt
Organism: Lactuca virosa
Lineage: Eukaryota; Viridiplantae; Streptophyta; Magnoliopsida; Asterales; Asteraceae
Source: the annotation of a GenBank genome assembly
AUGAUUCUCUCUUCCAAUCUGCCAAAGCUUUGCUGCAACAACAAAUGUCGCAAACUUACGAACGUUCCGAGAGAGGCCUGGAAGUGUGAAAAUGGUUAUUCUGUUGAACUUUGCGAAGGAUGCUAUGUUACAUUUAAGCGUGGGAAGUUUUGCGGAAUUUAUCAUGAUAAAUCGAAUGGCUGGAAACGUUGCAUAUCUUGCGAGAAGCCAAUUCAUUAUGGAUGCAUAGCUUCUCGAUCUUUAUAUGUAGUAUCGAGACCCAGAGGAAUCAAGUGUCUUGACUGCACGACAGAACAUGAGAUCUUGAUGGCAAACGAUAUCACAUUGCCACGUGGAACUUCCCUCCAGCCAAAUUUUGAAGGAAGUACUAGUAACUCUGUCGGCAAGACUGCACCUCUUUUGUUAAAUUCAUCCAACCGACCACAAAUCCAGUCUACGACACCUUGUGUAAGUAGACUUAUCGCACGAGGGCAUAAGCCUUCCCCUCCAUUGGGUGAUCGAAGGGUGAAUGAAGCUGAGAGAUUGGUGGUCGGAAGUUCAAAUAUUAGUGCAACAAAUACCAUAUCAGGAGUCAAUAUUCAUUGCAAAGAACUAACCACCCCCAGCCCCACCUCUCUUGCUAGGGUUCCACCGACAGUAGUGGGUAAAGGUAAAGAAAAGGUGUCUGAAAAAGGCGAUGAACGUUCAACCCCACCACCGGUAUUUCUUGAAUCCAACAAGGGUAACUCAUCUACUGGAGAUAAAGAUCGUAUUCGAAAGCCUCGAAGUGAACACCGUUACGUGCCCAGAUUAACUGAACAAGAGCUCAAAGAGAUGUCUAGAGGGUCAAAUGUCAAAGUAAUUCCUCUAUUUGAGAAGGUGUUGACUGUUAGUGACACUGGGAAGAUCGGACGUUUGGUGCUUCCUAAGAAAUGUGCAGAGGGAUACUUUCCUUCGAUUGAUAUUCCUGAAGGAAAACCUGUUGAAAUUCAAGAUUUAAAUGGGAAAGAUUGGGAAUUUAAUUUUAGAUACUGGCCAAAUAAUAAUAGCCGAAUGUACGUCCUUGAAGGAUUCAAUUAUUAUGUUACGUCGAUGAAGUUGAAACCGGGUGAUACAGUGAUGUUUGGUAGAUUGGAGCCUGAAGGAAAGCUUGUUAUUGGACAUCGGAAUGCUACAAGUGCUUCCUCAUCUAGCAAAAUCGGUCUAUUUCGAGAGGCUAAAACUCCGUCCCCAUCUAAGCGGAAAGCUAAACUGAACAUGGUAAUCGGUAGCACUAGUGUGGGGGUUUCAAAGGGGACGACCAAAUCAACGAUGUUUACUACGUUUAGCAAAGAGAAGCAAAAUGUUAUGAGAAGUGUUCACUCGGAUGUGGUUGAACCGAAAUCCUCCAUUCCUGCUAAGAGAAAACGCUCUAAAAUGGGCAUGGUAACAGAGAGCACUACUAACGAAGUUUUAAGGGAUAAGACCACAUCGACUAUGCCUUCUACACUUAGCCAUAAGACAAAUGAUCCCAUAAAUAUUCACUCAGAUGUGCGUGGAUCGAUAUCCUCAAUUCGUGCUAAGAAACAGAAUUCUGAAAUGGGCAUGGUAGAGAGCACUACUAAUGGGGUUUUAAAGGAUAAGAUCACAUUAACUACGCCUUCUACGCUUAGCCAUGAAAUUCAAAACAAUCGGAUAAAUAUUCACUCAGAUGUGCGUGGAUCAAAAUCCUGCAUUCGUGCUAAUAGAAGGAAUUCUGAAAUGGGCAUAGAGAGAACUACUAAUGGGAUUUUAAAGGAUAAAACCACAUCGAUUAUGACUUCUACGCUUAGCCAUGAGAAGACAAACGAUCCGGUGAAUAUUCACUUAGAAGUGCGUGGAUCAAAAUCCUGCAUUCGUGCGAAUAGAAAGAAUUCUGAAAUGGGCAUAGAGAGAACUACUAAUGGGAUUUUAAAGGAUAAAACCACAUCGACUAUGACUUCUACGCUUAGCCAUGAGAAGACAAACGAUCCGGUGAAUAUUCUCUUAGAUGUGUGUAGAUCAAAAUCCUACAUUCGUGCGAAUAGAAAGAAUUCUGAAAUGGGCAUAGAGAGAACUACUAAUGGGAUUUUAAAGGAUAAAACCAUAUCAACUAUGACUUCUACGCUUAGCCAUGAGAAGACAAACGAUCCGGUGAAUAUUCACUUAGAUGUGCGUGGAUCAAAAUCCUACAUUCGUGCAAAUAGAAAGAAUUCUGAAAUGGGCAAUGUAAUAGAGAGCACUACUAACGGGGUUUUAAAGGAUAAGACCAUAUCAACUAUGCCUUCUACUCUUAUCCAUGAGAUUCCAAAUGAUUCGAUAAAUAUUUACUCGGAUGUGCGUGGAUCAAAAUCUUGCCUUCGUACUAAAAGAACAAAUUCUGAAAAGAGCAUGCCAAGAGCUAGCAUUGGAAAAAGGCUUUCCAAGCCUACCAUAUUGGCUCUGCCUUGUAUCGUUAGCCAGGAGAAGCGAAAUGGUUCGAAAAGUGUUCACUCAAAGUCAAGUAUGGUUGGACCGAAAGUCCUCGUAGGCCAUAAGAGAAAGCAAUGUGAAAUCGGUUUGACUAGUGAAAGCACUGACAAUGAAAACAAGAUGGCUAAUCUUGCUCUCUCUUUCGAAGGUGGUCAAAAACUAAUACGACCAUGUCCUGGUAGUAAUCCUCCUUCAAAGAUGGUGCUAGAUGGAGUAAAACUCAAGAGUUAUAAGGAUGAUCCGAUCAUCGGAAGGCCUUCCAUGUUCAAAAAGCUUGAUCACGGUAUUGUGCAAUGGGCCCAAUGCGAUAAAUGUUACAAAUGGCGUAAAGUUCCCGUUGAUGCUGAAAUUUCGGCAAACUGGACCUGUAGGCAAAACCAUUGGGAUCCACUAAGGUUGCGAUGUUCUGCGAAAGAAGAGUUAACUCAGGACAUAAUAAAAAAUAUAUUUUCUGUGAACAAUCAGGGAUCUCCGAAGAAGAUGAAGACUAGAAAUGUGGACCCUGAACGAGUUGAAACAGUCAAGGGGCUGGACGUAGCUGCUAUUACCCGGGUGGAGAAUGGGGUGGCGACACCACAGCCACCAAAGACGAACAAGAAACACCCCCGUCAUCGAGUUGGAUGCGCCUGCAUUGUCUGCAUGCAGGCUCCAAGUAGGUCCAAACACAAACCAUCAUGUGAAUGUUGCAGAUGCACAUCCACUGAAUAUCGGCGAGUUUUGAAUCCCCGUCGUGGUAAGAAACGCUCCAAAAAUGCUCGUCGCAAGCUUGGAAAAACAAGAAUCUCUACCUCAAUCCGGAAAACACAAAAAGCUUUACCUCAGCCUGAAGACGUACCUAAGCCACCGGAGAUUGGAACUUCUAACUCAAACCACCAAACGGUGGUCAUUGUUGGCUCUGAAGUCGAGGAUCAAAAUGUAGAAAAGUUGUCAGGUUCAAGCCCAAAACACCUCUUUGACCUAAAUCUCCCGCCGGAGCCAGAGGAAGGUGAUAUAGAUAUACUGGUUCCAAAUUUAGUAAACCCACCAACUGGAGACAAUAUAUAG